This is a messenger RNA of Pungitius pungitius (ninespine stickleback), 4085 nucleotides long. RefSeq names its product tumor protein D52 (gene tpd52). Gene Ontology annotation, cellular component: cytoplasm. Bases 40 to 756 code for a protein of 238 amino acids. The record is from RefSeq and is a predicted model, not a curated record. Gene Ontology annotation, biological process: B cell differentiation. The transcript is spliced from 7 exons. Lineage: Eukaryota; Metazoa; Chordata; Actinopteri; Perciformes; Gasterosteidae.
UAGUCCCUCUGGCCAACAAACCCACUCCAAGCUGUAAACAUGGAGUCUCUGGAGGAGUACCACUCUCCGUUUGACUUUGAACAAGGAGUCAACGCCAGCUACCUGUACCUCUCCCCGGCCUACAGCGACACGCCGCCCAGCUCGCCAGCAGUCCGGACCAGAGGUUUCCAGCAGCAUCCGGACUCGAUCCCAGAGGUGGGAGAAGAUGCUGCGACGUCCGUCGGAGCCUCUCCCCUUCCACCCGCCAUGACGGAGGAGGAGCACCAGGAGCUACAGGAAAAGUUGGUCAAGGUUGAGGAUGAGAUCCUGACUCUGUCACAGGUGCUGGCAGCCAAAGAGAAGCAGCUUGCAGACAUCAAGAGGAAGCUGGGCAUCACACCCCUCAACGAGCUGAAACAGAACUUCACUAAAACCUGGCAGGAAGUCACCACCUCCACCGCCUAUAGGAGGACGUCUGAAACAUUGUCUCAGGCAAGUCUGAAGGCCACAGCAGCGUUCUCCAACGUGGGCUCAGCCAUCACCCGGAAGCUGGAGGAUGUCAGCACACGCUCAUUACACCACUCGGCUAGCCUGCCUGCCAUGAGGAAUGCACCAACUUUCAAGUCAUUUGAGGAGAAAGUGGAGACGUUGAAGACCAAGAUGAGUCCGACCCCGUCCGCCGGUGACCCCGGACAGGAGGACAGCAACGACCCCACCGGCGACACUUUGAUCCCUCAGCCCGACGGUUCGGCCACCCAGGAGACGCUGACGAACUGAGGCCUUUGCCCCCCCCCCCCCCCCCCCCCCCUAAACUCUUGUGUGCCAUUCUUCCUUUAUUUGAAACAAGUGACUCCCCACAGCUAGUGAUCUAAUUGUCUGGUCUUUUUUUGUGGGACACGUGCGCUCACUUGUUGACUCGGGGGGGAAACUGAAAGCAUGGGACAGGGGCAGGAAAGGGGGGGGGGCUGGAGUCUGCUGUGGGAGAAUCCCUCCCUUCUAUAUGCUUUUCUUUCUCUCCUCUCGCGUUCCUUGUCUUUCCGCUUUGGUGCGACCAGCAGCCAGAAAUGCUGCUUUUGUCUUUUAUCAAACUUAUUUUGGUAAGAAGUAUUACAAAUUUGAUUAGAUGAGGAUUUAUGCAUAAAGUUAUUAUCACUUGUUGUUGUGUUGGCCUACACUUUGGGGCCAUGCCUAGUUUACUAUAGAACACCAUUUUGAUUUCCGUUGCCUUUGUUAUUGUGAUUUUGAGACCGCUCACGGCCACAAAGUAGUCCAACACUGUUCAGAAUAUGAAUGGAUGGCUUUUAUUGCGUAAACCUAAACCGACACAACCAGCACUGAGCCACUCCUUUAAAAUAAAAUAAGCCCCCUUUUCCCCCCAUUGUUAAGAGUCCGCCAGAAAUUGAUCUCCACGUUUAGACAGUUGCAGAAAAAAAGGCCUCGGUCAGCAGAGCAAACAAGCAGUGAAGGUUCAGCCUCGACCCGAGGUGAGAGGAAUAAAUGUCUCUCCCAGAGUCAAUAUUUAAACUCGUGUUCAUUGUUUCUGCUCGGAGAGAACACCUCGUCGCUCCCAUUUCUGUCAGCCAUUUGAAAAGCGGGCGCCAAGGCCGUUAUUUUGUACACAGAUACAUAAUCAUGGUGUGAAAGAGCAGGGGGCGAGAGUGUAGAAUCAAUGUCCGCCUGUAUUUCCUUUGACCCGGACCGGAGAAUCUUUACAACUCUAAACUUGUACUGACAUUCAUGGCCUUAGCAAUUAGUAUGCUGACCUACAGGAGUAAGAUGGUGAACAUUGUAAACAUCAUAUCUGCUGACCAUCAGCAUGCAGCAUUGUUUUUGCAAGCAGGAUCGCAUGCUGACGUUAGCAUUCAGCUCCACGCACCACUCUGCCUAACACAGCCCCCGGCCACCUUAAAGCAAGGGCCGGCCACUCCCAAAUGUUCUGUCCGGACAGGUUUCUGGAGGGAUUGAACAACAAGAUAAACUAUGAUCAGCAACCAACUGCUGGAUCAACAGUAUUUGCUGAAAAUGCUGCUUCAAUAUAGAUUUAAAAAAACAUCUAAGAUCAACCUUGUUGUCCAACAUGCAGCGUGCUACUGAACAAAGCCUGCAGAGUCCAUUUGAAGACACUGCAAUGGACGACACAAAGGACAUAACCAUAUUUCUGGCACUUGUCCUGCCCAGAGAGGACCGGGCUGGUUCAAGUCUUCACCUGCUGGUGGACGAGGGGAAUAAAACAUGCAGGUGAAAUCAGCUCCACCACUUUGCUGCGUUGCACUUUGCCACACUAGCUGUCAGCCCACAGGAAGAACCAGCACAUACAGCCACACGCAACGACCUGGUUCACUGAGAGAAGUUAAUACAGCCUUUUUUGUCUCAGACAGGAGGGUUCAACGUAGACAGAUGCUCAAUUUGUUUGUCCUCAAUUUGGAACCAUGGAGUGAAGCCAUGCUCUCAUUAAACAUACCUCUGAAGAAACUUUGUUCUGAGUUAAUUGGUGUGCGGGGAUGGAAAUGGAAGUUAAUUUGACUGAAAGGGGAGUUUCUCCAGUGCGACAUACUCUGUCUAACACGGUAAAAUACACAGCAGUAUGUCGCACUGGAGAAACCCCCCUAAACACAUUUAAAUUGACCCACAGAAGGUCAAAAAAAUACAGCCUUAUUGAACUGCAGUACCUUCUGUGAACACAGGAGGGCAGCCAACAAUAGAAGCAGCACUUGACUUUAUUUGUCUCCAUCCAGACCACACCUGGGUCCUGUAUCAGAGGGAGGGUUUGGUUUAAACUUAAGUUACAACCCUGAGAUGAUCCUUCUUUAACAAAACCUGAGUUUGUCUGAGUGGUGCCAGACGAGCUAUUAUAUUUUUCUCAUGCAUCAAUAAUUGCAUUGUAAUGUCACUUUAACUUGUAAAGACCAGUACGACACAUAUUCAUAAAGGAUUGCAUUUAACAUUACAGGGACUGUUUCAAUGAACUGCGAAUGAAAUAAAGUGAAAUAAAGCCACUGAAUGUUUUUGAGCUGUGAUCCAAAUAUAGAUGUCUAAGAUUUAUUUAAACACAUAUUUGUGAAUUGGAUCAUGAGUCAUGUCUUUGAUCAAUUUAUCUUUUUAACCAUCAUUUUUAUCUUUAGUUGUUUGGUACUCAUCACAUUAAAGCUGAAUACAUGGAUAAUGUAAUAUAGGCUACAACCUAUAGUGCCCGCCACGAUUCAGCCACUAAAUCGUCCAUUAAGAAAGGAAAGUCUGUUAAAUAAUACAUGAAAAGCCUUGGUGAAUCAUGAUAUUCAUUAUAAUAUAUGAUACAACAAUUAUUUUCGGACAUCUUUACAACAGGAGAUAUUAAAACCUGAGACCUAUUUUAGACUCAAAGUAAAACAUCGGACAUCGUGAGAAAGUCAACGUCACGGUAGACGGACUAUAACCAGAACUGCGUUGCCAGGCAACAACGUAGUUCCGGACUUCCUCGUGUUAGAGAACUCAGGCAGUCAGUGUUGUCGUAGUUACUCACCUCUCUGAACAACACACCAACGCCCUCCACAGUCUGCUCCCCGGUUCAACUGCUGCACUCUAUUAUCUUCAAGGCGGAACCAGUCCUCCCUGCUCCUCCGUCCUAGUAUAACCAGUCCAGUCGAACUCAGUAGAAGAGUACGUACGAGCACGUUACAGGGGUAACGUACGUUAGCUUAUUGAAACUUUAGCAUGUUAGCCAGGCCCUUACUGUAAAGUGCAGGUCAUAUAGUGGAUCUAUAAAUUAGUGCUGGCCAGGUGUUGUAUUAAAUAAAUAAUUCAUAUAGUUGGUGACAUGUUGUUGAAAUAUGCAGAAGUAAGUUACAAUAAUGCUAAAAGAAACUGCACCCCGAUUUGUGAUGCUUGUUUUGUUUGUGUAACUUAAAUGGUAAAACGUGUUCAUUUCCGGUGUUAGCACCGCGCGGUGGAGAGGAGCGACCUCUAGUGGCCGCAGACACGAUGCUUAACAGAAAACCACUUUGUUGGAGUAAAGUGCUUUUUUCUAAUUUCAACCAGAACCUAAUGCUUAUAUUGAUUGUGUACUACUUAUAAUACAUACUAUAAUAACUAUAACUGGGUAGUUUAAUAAAAGAAUGGGUUGUAUUUUA